Molecule: messenger RNA, 1022 nt
Organism: Schizosaccharomyces octosporus yFS286
Lineage: Eukaryota; Fungi; Ascomycota; Schizosaccharomycetes; Schizosaccharomycetales; Schizosaccharomycetaceae
Product: ER membrane protein DP1/Yop1
Exons: 3
Coding region: 146-694 (182 amino acids)
Source: RefSeq, a predicted model, not a curated record
CGUUGAACGUACUUGUGAGAGUUGCUUCUGUAGGGAAACUUUUAACAUUUACCAACCACUUUUGUUAAAGGAAAUCCUUUGGAUUUAAUAAGAGAAGGCUGAUUUUUUUUGCAGUUCGAAGCAAAAUUUUCUUUUACAUUUCAAUAUGUCUAUGCAGGUUCGCGUGAAGCAACAAAUGGAGGAUUUGGACCAAAGGUUGGCCUCCUUCCCCCAGCUUAAUAAACUUGAAAAGACAGUCGGUGUCAGUAAGCUUUAUGUCGUUUUAGGUUUAGCUGCUGUCUACUUUUUGUUUUUGAUUUUGAACAUGGGUGGCCCUAUUUUGACAAAUCUCUUGGCUUUUGGUAUGCCAGCCUUCUUCAGUAUUCAUGCCAUUGAAACUGCAAGCAAGUCUGAUGAUACUCAGUGGCUCACUUACUAUUUGAUCACUUCUUUCUUGAACGUUAUCGAAUACUGGUCUAAGUUGAUUCUUUACUAUAUCCCUUUCUACUGGCUCAUUAAAGCUGUCUUCCUCUUAUGGUUGGCUUUGCCCAAGUUCAAUGGUGCUGCCAUUGUCUACAACUAUGUAAUUCGCCCUUACAUUACUCCUCACGUUCUUCGCAUUUUCAAGCAAAGCUCACAUGCUAAUACUACCCACACCACUGGCGCUGCUCCCUUUGCCAAAUCCACCUCUACUGAUAUCCCUCACAAGCUUUAAAUGACUUGACUCGAGGAUACUAGUCGUGUAGUAUAUGGCGUACAUUUCCGAUCAUUUUGGAAUACGUAAUUUAGUUACUUUAUUAUCUUGUAUGGAAUUUACUUUUUUUCAUUAAGUUUGUUUGAUUCUAUCAAUGCCAAAUGAAAGCAUAGGUAUAUUGGAUUGUGGACGACAGGUUCUCAUAUGUCGAUUUCUAUAUAAGUAUACAUAAAAAUAUAAAUUAGAAACUACGAACCCUUCUUCAAUGAUAAUUUUCAAUUUUUCGCUUGCAACAACACACUUGACUUGACAAGAGGGUAACUAAUGGGAAGUACAUGACCCUGGCUUA